This is a messenger RNA of Paramecium tetraurelia, 894 nucleotides long. RefSeq lists its product as uncharacterized. Gene Ontology annotation, cellular component: membrane. NCBI's taxonomy places the organism in Eukaryota, Ciliophora, Oligohymenophorea, Peniculida, Parameciidae. The record is from RefSeq and is a predicted model, not a curated record. Gene Ontology annotation, molecular function: starch binding. The transcript is spliced from 4 exons.
AUGAUCCAAUUAUAAAUCCAUUACAAAGUUGAAUUUGAAUAAGCUUUAUAUAUUUCAGGGAAAUCAAAAUAUUUAGGACAAUGGAAUCCUGAGCAAGCAAUUCGAAUGACUUGGACUUAGAAUGAUAUUUGGGUAACAGAGGUAGCUUAUCAUAGUCUGGAAUAUAAAUAUUUUAUUUCUCAGUAUGAUAAGGUUGAAAAUAUACACUGGGAGUCAGGUCCCAACAGAGUAACUAAUAAACAUUCAAUUGAUGUCUGGAACCACAGGAGAAUAUGUUUUCAAUGUCUAAAUCCAAAGAAUUUCUAAAUCUAUAUUGCUGGAUCCUAAACUUCGAUGGGUCAAUUUUAGAGAAGAGUUCAAAUGAAAAUUAAGGAUGGAAUAUCAUAGUAGAAAUUUCUUAUUAAUGUUGAUGACUCUUAAAUUCAAUAUCAAUAUCAUAUUGUUGACAAAUGUGAGUUUUCCAGUCCAAUUUAUAAUGUGGAUAUAAAUAGCUAAUAAUAAUACUAUAAAGAUGCUCUACUCAUUUUCUCUGAUGAACUUACAAAUCUAAAACAGAUGGUAUUUUAGCUUAAUAAAAAUAUUUGUUAUGGUUAUGUCCCUAAUGAAUAAAAUGAUUAUUAAGUCUUAAAGAAAGCUAACUUAAGAACAGUUAUAGAAUUUUGUAAUAUGAAGGAACAGAGUCUACUUGAAUAAAAAACAAAAAGUGAGGAAAUGAUACAUUUGAUUAUCAAUCUUUACCAUUUCAAAUAGGAAAGCUUUGCUUAAAGUCUUCUUUAAUUAAUUCAAGUCCUAAUUCAAAAGUAUUAAUUACUUUAUAUAUGCAACAAUUCUCUUACUCACUUGAGGAAAUACUUAUCCGCCUAUGAAUAACUCUCUUUUAAUCACUAGAAAUGA